Scheffersomyces amazonensis is the source of this 1546-nucleotide messenger RNA. RefSeq lists its product as uncharacterized. Lineage: Eukaryota; Fungi; Ascomycota; Pichiomycetes; Serinales; Debaryomycetaceae. The transcript has a single exon. Gene Ontology annotation, cellular component: nucleus. The coding region runs from base 131 to 1147 and encodes 338 amino acids. The record is from RefSeq and is a predicted model, not a curated record.
AGUUUAAUGCGCUAUCAGAGUUUGAUAUUUUUGUAUGGGCAGAUUUAAGGGUGAGGGAUAUCAUCAGAUGAUUUUAUUUCCAAUAACAAAUUUGUAGAUGUUAUUCUUCAUAUAGAUUAGGGUAGGUAGUAUGAGUAAAGUUCAAAGAGUAAACAUUUCUAAUAGUUGUAGAUUAAUUAAGAGACAAUUGUCAUCAGUGUCUUCCCAAAGUCCAUUAAUGUCGAAUCCAUUUUCCAUUGAGAAUACUCACAAGAUAAGAGAAUCAUCAUCCAAAUUCAAUAAGCCUAACUUUAUAUCAUUUGAUGCAUUUGAUACUUUGUAUACUCCUAAGGAGCCAGUUCCAUUACAAUAUCAUAAGAUAGCAUAUGAACAAUUUGGAAUUGAUAAACCUCUAGCAAGUAUAGAACAAGAAUUUCCUAAUAUUUACAAGCAAUUAUUAAAAGAAUUUCCUAAUUAUGGGAAAUCUAGUCAAGAAAUCGUUAGCACUGCCGAUUGGUGGCUGGAAUUAAUAAUUCGAUUAUUUAAUCUUAAAAGAGGAGAUGAAAUUACUCAAACCAUUUGUAACCGAUUACUUGAUCAUUUUUCCGGUCCGGAAGCUUAUAAAGUUUAUCAAGAUGUAAUUCCGACACUAACAAAGUUAAACUUAUUAGGUAUAAAGUUAGUUAUAUCUAGUAAUUCAGAUGAAAGAAUUAGACAAGUUUUAGAGUCAUUGGGAUUAAUGAAAUUUUUCAGUAAAGAUGAUAUUUAUUUAUCAUAUGAGUUAGAAACAGGUAAACCUGCUAAACAAUUUUUUGAUAAAGUUAGUACUACAGUUCAUUAUGAUAUUAAAGGAGAAACUUUUAAGACUGAUAAACUUAAAGCGGAAUAUUUAGAAGAUUGUUGGCAUAUUGGAGAUAAUUAUACCGAAGACUUUCUAGGGGCUGUACGUUCAGGAUGGAAUGGUAUCUUAUUGGAUAGAGAAUAUAAAAGUCCAUUCUUUGCCUCAACAAACAAGAACCACAAGCCAUAUUAUGAUGGAUGUUUUACCGAAAAAUCCAUAGAGGAUACUACAAGAAAUGAUGAUUUUUCUAUCAUAGCCAAUAAUAGAGUAGUUAUAACUCGAAUGAGCCAAUUGUUAGAACUAUUUGAGUUUAAUCCAAGCCAAUAAUCUAUAGCGUGACCUAUUUAUAGAUAUGUACUUGGCCAUUGAUGAUAUCAUAGUUUUUAAAUUUAAGGCUUGGUCGUGGCUAAAUUACUAUGUUUUUUUCGCGUACUUCGCACUAGAAACUUGGUGGCCCUGUCUUAUAGUAUUCGUAUAACACAGUACAGUACUUCUACUUAAGUAUUAUUAAUUUACUAUUAGUUGACUCUCAUUAUAAUACUGAUUUAUUACUAGUUCUCUUCGAAAUGAAUAUUUCUGGUGAAAGGCAUAAUUCCAAAUCAUAAAGAGCAGCAUCACCUCUCAUCGUUCUCCAGGCACAGGGUGCUGUUCCGUGCAGGAACCAUCUAAUUUUUAAUUUUUAAUUUAUUAUAUUAUUAUUUAGUUUCUUUUGUUUUUUCUGUGUCC